Pelobates fuscus (common spadefoot toad) is the source of this 1385-nucleotide messenger RNA. RefSeq names its product G protein-coupled receptor 174 (gene GPR174). Bases 37 to 1035 code for a protein of 332 amino acids. NCBI's taxonomy places the organism in Eukaryota, Metazoa, Chordata, Amphibia, Anura, Pelobatidae. Gene Ontology annotation, cellular component: plasma membrane. Gene Ontology annotation, biological process: phospholipase C-activating G protein-coupled receptor signaling pathway; positive regulation of Rho protein signal transduction. The transcript has a single exon. Gene Ontology annotation, molecular function: G protein-coupled receptor activity. The record is from RefSeq and is a predicted model, not a curated record.
UAUAAUACUUUAAUUAAUAUUGAUCUAUAACGCAAAAUGACUGGUAGUAGUAAUAAUUCCACCACAUGUGAACUUGACAUGAACCACACAUCUAUAAGUCAACUGUAUGCAAUCACGUACACUAUCAUUUUAGUCCCUGGAUUAAUUGGAAACGUUUUAGCUCUCUGGGUGUUUUAUGCUUAUAUGAGGGAAACAAAACGAGCCGUUAUUUUUAUGAUAAAUCUCGCCAUUGCAGACUUACUGCAAGUUCUCUCGCUGCCUCUCCGAAUAUUCUAUUAUCUAAGCAACUGGUGGCCUUUCCCCAAUUUCCUAUGUAUGUUCUGCUUUUACCUGAAAUAUGUGAAUAUGUAUGCUAGUAUUUUUUUUCUCGUCUGUAUUAGCGUCAGACGGUUCUUGUAUUUAAUUUAUCCGUUUAGGUUUACCGAUAGGAAGCGAAUUUUCGAUGUGUACGUAAGCUUCGCCGGAUGGAUCGUAGUUUGCGUCAGCUGUCUGCCAUUCCCACUUUUACGAAUUAGUAACAAUACUACUAAUACUGACAAAUGUUUUGUGGAUUUGCCACUUGUGGACAUUGGGCUUCCAAAUUCCAUCAUGGCUGUGACCUUUGCUGAACUUUUUGGAUUUGUGACCCCUCUCACUAUUGUUCUCUAUUGCUCUUGGAGGACGAUAUUGUCAUUGAAAGAACCGGAUCACACAUGUCAUGACCUUGGGGAGAAGAGGAAGGCGCUGAAGAUGAUUCUAACUUGUGCUCUUGUGUUUUUGGUUUGUUUUGCUCCUUAUCAUCUUAGCUUUCCUUUGGAUUUUUUGGUAAAGGCAAAUAAAAUAGAGUCAUGCUCCCAACAGAAAACUAUUAGGACAUUUCACUCUGUUGCCAUAUGUUUGGCUAGCAUGAACUCCUGCCUGGAUCCAGUAAUCUAUUACUUUACAACAGACGAAUUUAAGAGACGGCUGUCGAGGCAAGAUGUGCAUGACAGCAUUGAACUACAGAUUUACGGCAACAAAGUAUUACUUAAAAAGGAAUGUGAUAUAGAAUUUUAGGUUAGCUAUUUUCUCAGUAUGUGCACUUGAGAUAUCACAGCAUUGUAUAUUGCAAGCUGUUAGAUUAAUUGCUAAAGAAUUAUAAGCUUUGCAGCCCUUUGCCAGCGUAUGCAAUUUAAUCUAAUGUAUUUACCUUCACACUGUCGUUUCAGACAAGAGGCUUUAUCAUGACAAAGAUGCAUGUUUUUUUUUAACAUUUCAAUGUAGCUUAGCAAGGGGCUUAUUCAAUAAUAUUGAGAAUUGGGGAGAAUUGACGUAGGGCGUAGCACAUUUUAGGCCACAUUAGAUGAUCAAAAUGAAAUCAAAAUAUUUGAUUUGGAGGAUUUUUUUCAAUUCUGUUUAUUUUACCU